AUGUGUUUAGCCGCUUGGCUCUUCCUCCUUCCCACAAUCUUUGCAUCAAUUCAAUUUGAAAACUCGUUAACAGGUGCUCCAAAGAUUCAUUGUGCCCACGGGGCGAUCACUCUCGAUGUCUCCACCGAGAAGCAGGCUCCAUCAUUCAUUUUUGCCAAAAAUCAUUUCAACAAGGAUGGUUGCUCGUUCCGAAACAGCACCCACGUCACUUUCAACUUUGAUCACUGCAACGUCAAUCGGAAAAGAGAGGUGCAACCAAAACGCGGCAUGUCCUACUCGUUGACGGUGAUGGUUCAACUACAUCCACUCUUCAUCACAAAGGUUGAUCGAGCCUAUCAUGUGCACUGUUUUUAUAUGGAAUCCGAGAAAGCUGUUGGAGCUGAGAUGAGCGUUGGAGAACUGAACUCGACAAAGAUCAGUCAAGAACUUCAGCCACCAAUGUGUCAGUACACUUUGCAUAAAGACUCAAUUCACGGUCCGAAUGUGCAAAGAGUGAAAAUUGGAGAUCCAAUCUAUCAUGUUUGGGAGUGUCCCACUGACGCCUUUGCGAUGUUGAUCCACUCGUGUGUUGUCUACGAUGGACAAAGCGGCACACAAGUUUCAGUUGUUGAUGAGAAUGGUUGCUCGAUGGAUCCCUUCCUAAUGCCCGAGCUCACUUACACCGACGAUUUGACGAAAACUUACACGCCAUCGCAUGCCUUCAACUUUCCCGACAUUCAACAAGUCUACUUCAACUGCAAGAUCAAGCUGUGCCCGCGAGGCCCAACCGGCGAGAACGAUUGCUCAGCGAUUACACCGCCUCGCUGUGGUGGCGCCUCGAGAACGACCAGCUCGAUCCAGUCGGCUAUCGACGAGUUCAAUCCGCACAAAUCUCUCACUGAAAGCCGAGAGAAGGGAGAUAGUGCGGAGACGCGGUCGCUAAAUGAGGUCAUCGAAAAGGAGCAACUCAUUCCAACCGUUAACUCUGAAAGGACAACCGCUCAUCUGCCGACUCAAUCAACGCAUGUGCAGACGACUGUUCGUGACGUUACUGAGGGCAAAACAACGGUGAUCAUCUUCCAAACGACGACCGUUCUCCCGCCAACCACCAAACCACCGACAACAACAGUGGUGAGAGCUGAGCGCUUCCCGACACCGGGCACACUGACCGGCUUUGGAAAGCAUUACAAUGGAACUGAAGUCAUUGAUGAGGGAAGUGGAUUGGAGAUUGGCGCUGAGCACGAUUCCCCGUCGAUCAAAGUACUGAGCAACGAUCGAAAACCUGGGAAACAGGGAAAAGCUAGAGAAAUCAAGCGAAGAGACAUCGUCGAGAUGGACGUCGCCUCGCCCGAGUUGACUGUUUUGGAGAAAGAUUACGAUUUACCUGAACCAUUGAGCCAACAAUCCCCAUUGCCCACUCCUCCACCAUUAAACGCCGCUCAAAACAGCUCCUCCGUUUGUUUACCUGUUUUCUCGCUAUGGGCGCUGGCUUUGUUGAUGGUUCUCUGCCUUUCCCUAUUGACGGUGGCCAUCUGCAGGACGUGCGCGAGAAGGGAUAAAUUUAUGCCUUAU
Mesorhabditis belari is the source of this 1551-nucleotide messenger RNA. Lineage: Eukaryota; Metazoa; Nematoda; Chromadorea; Rhabditida; Rhabditidae. The record is from the annotation of a GenBank genome assembly.